Chiloscyllium plagiosum (whitespotted bambooshark) is the source of this 3302-nucleotide messenger RNA. It is a transcript of the gene dglucy, whose product is annotated as D-glutamate cyclase. Gene Ontology annotation, molecular function: D-glutamate cyclase activity. Gene Ontology annotation, biological process: glutamate metabolic process. The record is from RefSeq and is a predicted model, not a curated record. NCBI's taxonomy places the organism in Eukaryota, Metazoa, Chordata, Chondrichthyes, Orectolobiformes, Hemiscylliidae.
UUAUUUAUUUUGCUGCCUUUUCAUGAAGAGUAUUUUCAUUUGACAAUGGAUUCUGAAAACUUGGAUCCUUCGAUGAGCAAUGAGGGCUCAACAAUGCUGAAUGCUGGCUUCCUGAAGUCUGUGCUGCCGGCCUCGGCCAGAGAGUUGAUCCGAAAUGGACUACUGAGAGGUUCGGCCACCUCCGGGAUGUCCCAAGGUUUCAAGCAAGCCAACAUUGUGAUAUUGGACAAGAAAUUUGCUGAUGACUUCGAGCAAUUUUGCUUGGCAAAUAGCGGACCACUACCAUUACUGUACAGGAGUAAACCUGGCGAGUGGAGUUCUCCACCACUCAGCACCAGUUCUGAUAUCAGAACUGAUUGCCCACAGUACAUCAAAUAUGAGAGAGGAAACAUCGCAGGCAAUCUGAGCAGCCUUGUAGAAUACACUGAGCAGUUAAAGGACAUGGUUACAUUUUACCUGGGAUGCAGCUUUUCCUUUGAGAGCGCUCUCCUCGAGGCUGACAUUCCAGUAAGAAACAUUGAACAAGGACGCAACAUCAGUGCUUUCAAGACAUCUAUUCCAUGUGUCAGUGUUGGUGGUUUCCAGUGUAACAUGGUGGUCACUAUGCGACCUAUCCCUGUGGAGAAGCUCGAUGCAGUUGUGCAAGUAACUCAUCACAUGAAGGAUGCUCAUGGUGCCCCUGUGCACAUCGGCCAUCCAGGGUUAAUUGGAAUUGAAGACAUGCUAAACCCAGAUUUCGGAGAUGCAGUUGAAGCACAUCGUGGUGAUGUUCCAGUCUUCUGGCCCUGUGGAAUUACUGCAUCAGAAGCUAUUAGGAGCUGCAAAUCUGGUCUGGCUUUCACCCAUGCUCCUGGCUGCAUGUUCAUUACUGACCUGCAGAGUGAGCAGGAGGUGGCCAGUGACUUUGCUGCUGAUGCAGAAAUCCCACAUGUUUUUUGCAUUUCUCAGAAUCCAGUUCACUAUAGCGUUGCCUCGGCUGCUGCUGUAGAAAAAUUCAAAGCCUUGGAUAGUCUGAUUCAGCAAGAUCCAGGCAAUCGAGGAAUCAAGCAUUUGUUAAUUGAAAAACAGCUGCUAAAAGCAUGUCUCUCUCUUUCAAAUGCAAAAUCUGUGCUCAUAACCACUGGAUUUCCAACCCACUUCAAUAACCAGCCUCCAGAAGAGACAGAUGGUCCUCCAGGAGCUAUUGCUAUAGCAGCCAUGUUGCAAGCCCAGAAGAAAAACGUUGUCAUAGUAACAGAUCAAAGAGCCUUAGAGAUGAACAAAAAGAUUAUUGAAGAAGCAGUUGAGCAAGGAAGGUUAAAAACCCCUGUCCCUAUUGUUAGCUUCCAGGAUAAUGGCAAGGAUUCAGCCCUCAUGUUCCUUUGUCAUGAUGGUGAUCCCCAGUUUCCAAGGUUUGAUCAUCUCAUAGCAAUAGAACGAGCUGGAAUGGCUGCAGAUGGCAAUUACUACAAUGCACGGAAAGUAAAUAUUAAACACUUGGUGGAUCCCAUUGACAAGCUUUUCCUAAAAGCACAGGACAUCCCUGGAAUUUCCACAACAGGUAUUGGAGAUGGAGGGAAUGAACUGGGAAUGGGAAAGGUGAAAGAGGCCGUGAAAAAAUACAUAAACAAUGGGGAUCUCAUAGCUUGUGAUGUUGAAGCAGAUUUUACAGUUAUUGCAGGUGUAUCAAACUGGGGAGGUUAUGCUGUAGCCUGCGGUCUGUACAUUCUCAAUAGCUGCGCAAUCCACGAACGCUAUCUACGCAAAGCACUUGGGUUUCCUAUGACAUCUGAAAUGGUUGGCUACAUCUUGGCACUGCCUACAGUCCAGAAGGAAGAAAAGCUGUUGGAGUUGUUGGUGAAACAUGGAAUUCGAAGUGGAAAAACUGGGAAUCUGGGAAUGGAAGUGGAUGGCUUGCCCUUUCAUGAUACGCACUCCUCUAUGAUCAGACAGCUGCUGGAAAUCACACUGGGACAGGCCCAAUCAACCUAAUGCACAAAGAUAGGAAACUAGAAAAAGAAUUCAGUCAUUAAUGCUCGCCUUUUAACUGAGGAAAUUCCAGUUAGUUUGCACUAAAUGGUGUAGUAAUAGUUUCAUGACAGGUAGGUAAUAAUGUAGUUAAAUUUUUGAUUACUUUCAUGACUAUGUUAUGUUUCAAUUUCACUUCAAGAAUACACUAUUUUCCUUCCACAAAACAGGUUAUUCCAGAGAAUGUGUUAGUUGUUUCUAAUCUUAUUCUUUAGAUAAUUGUUCAUUUUCAUAUUAAUUCUGGACACUGCAAAAUUUAAUGAAGAAGAAAGGCAAGGUUUAGUAAAUAUUUCGCUCACCAAAGUAUUUUAUGGUCAACCUUUGUUGUUCCAGGGAAAGCACCCCAAGUCUCUCCAAACUUUCCUCAUAGGUCACACCCUCCAGACAGGCAACAUCCUGGGUAAAUCUCCUCUGUCCCUUCCAUAAUGGAAUCACAUGCUUCCUAGACUAUGGAGACCAGAACUACAAACAGUAUUCAAUUAUGGCCAAACCAGCAUUUUAUAAAGUUAUAGCAUAGCCUCCCUGCUCUUGUAUUCUGUGCCUCAGCUAAGAAUGCAAAGUAUUCAAUAUGCCUUCUUAACUACAUUAUCUAACUGCCUUGCUACCUUCAGCGAUGUGGAUAAACGCACAAAGGUGCCUCUGAUCUUCAGUAGUUUCUAUAAUCCUACCAUUCAUAGUGUAAUCCCUUAUCUUGUUAGCUCUUUCCAAGUGCAUUAGCUCUCACUUCUCAGGGCUGAUACCAUUUGUCACUGUUCAGCCCACCCAACCAAUCUUUUCUGCAAAAAUUCUUUUCUUAUCAUAUCCAUAUUAGAGUACAAUUUUAGAUUGAAAAAGAGGAGGACUUACUUCUUUGAAAUGCACAAUAAAAUAUUGAGGCUAGCAUUGACCUCAAAACUGUGGUAAAUAAAUCAUUUGGUCACAACUUGAAUAUAUAUUUAACAUAGGUGGUGGAUCUCAGUUUAGAGAAUAACUAAAAUAAAGAAGUUACAUCCUUAAAGCAGCAUGUAUAUAUAUCAGACAUGGUGAUGGAAUGAAAUGAUUUCAGAGAAAAACACUGAUAUCACAGUAUCUAAAACAUGACUCACAAACAAGUGAUUUAUCUUUAAUGAGCAAUGACUGAAAAACAUUAUCUGAUCAUUGUCUCAUUGCUGUUUGUGAGACAACAUCGCUGUGUGAGAAUAGCCUGACACACUUUCUUACAUUAUAGCAGUAACUACAAGACAAAAAUUACAUUUUUCUGUAAUGUUGUGGAGUCUUUCGGGUGUAAAUAUGCUACAUAAAUAGAAGAAAAUUUA